Jaculus jaculus (lesser Egyptian jerboa) is the source of this 5161-nucleotide messenger RNA. RefSeq names its product RNA binding motif protein 20 (gene Rbm20). Gene Ontology annotation, cellular component: nucleus. The transcript has 14 exons. Gene Ontology annotation, molecular function: zinc ion binding; mRNA binding. NCBI's taxonomy places the organism in Eukaryota, Metazoa, Chordata, Mammalia, Rodentia, Dipodidae. Gene Ontology annotation, biological process: regulation of RNA splicing. Bases 1 to 3651 code for a protein of 1216 amino acids. The record is from RefSeq and is a predicted model, not a curated record.
AUGGUGCUGGCAGCAGCCAUGAGCCAGGACGCGGAUCCCAGCGGUCCCGAGGCAGCCGACAGAGAUGCCUGCGUGGUGCCGGGUGUCCAGGCGCCCCCCGCGCCCCAGGGCCCGCGAGGGAUGCAGCAGCCGCCCCAGCCGCAGGCCAGCCUGCCCCAGCUCAUCCAAAACGCUGCCAAGCUCCUGGACAAGAACCCCUUCUCCGUCAGCAACCCGAACCCUCUGCUCCCUUCGCCUGCCAGUCUCCAGCUGGCCCAGCUACAGGCCCAGCUAACCCUCCACCGGCUGAAAUUGGCACAGACAGCAGUCACCAACAACACUGCGGCCGCCACCGUUCUUAAUCAAGUCCUCUCCAAAGUGGCCAUGUCCCAGCCUCUCUUCAACCAGCUGAGGCAUCCGGCCGUGCUCGGUGGCCCCCAUGGCCCCACUGGGGCGUCUCAACAUGCUGCCACCAUACCCAGUGCGCGGUUUCCCUCAAACCCCAUUGCCUUUUCACCUCCCAGCCAGGCGCGAGGCCCAGGGUCUUCAGUGAGCCUCCCCAGCCAGCCUCCCAGCGCCGUGAUGGUGCAUCCUUUCAGUGCGGUGAUGCCGCAGACCCCCGCUCAGCCGGCGGUCCUCCUGGGCGUCGGGAAGGCUGGGCCCGCACCCGCUUCGGCGGGAUUCUACGAGUAUGGCAAAGCCAAUCCUGGCCAGGCCUACGGCUCCGACACAGACGGUCACCACGGCUUCCUGCCAACUUCGGCGUCCGCCUCAGGCAGUGUGACCUAUGAAGGGCACUACAGCCACACAGGGCAAGAUGGCCAAGCUGCCUUUCCCAAAGACUUCUAUGGAUCCAGCGCUCAAGGGUCACAUGUGGCAGGUGGAUUUCCAGCUGAGCAGGCAGGGGGCAUGAAAGGGGAGGUCGGGGUGUUGCUGCAAGGUACAAACAGCCAGUGGGAGAGCCCCCCUGGAUUCUCUGGCCAAAGCAAGUCUGAUCCCAACCUGUGGCCCCCGCCCCCCAGCCAGCCCUAUGAGCUGUAUGACCCUGAGGAGCCCACCUCCGAUCGGACCCCUCCAUCCUUUGGGGGCCGGCUUAACAACAGCAAGCAGGGGUUCAGCGGUGCACGACGGAGGGCCCAGGAGGAGCAGGCGAUGCUGUCCAUGCGGCCCCUGCAGGCUCAUGAGCUGAAUGACUUCCAUGGGGUAGCCCCCCUUCACUUGCCACACAUCUGUAGCAUCUGUGACAAGAAGGUUUUUGACUUGAAGGACUGGGAGCUGCAUGUGAAAGGGAAGCUGCAUGCUCAGAAAUGUCUGCUCUUCUCUGAGAGUGCUGGCAUCCGCUGUAUACUUGCUUCAGCAGAGGGGACACUGUGUACCUCCCCCAACAGCACGGCUGUUUAUAACCCUACUGGGAAUGAAGAUUAUGCCUCAAAUCUUGGAGUGCCAUACGCAGCCAUUCCAGCAAGGUCCUUUGCUCAGUCAAAUCCCACGUUCCCUACAGCUUCCUUGGGGACAAAUUUUGCACAGCGGAAAGGUGCUGGACGUGUGGUGCACAUCUGCAAUCUACCAGAGGGCAGCUGCACUGAGAACGAUGUGAUUAACCUGGGGCUGCCCUUUGGAAAGGUCACUAAUUACAUCCUCAUGAAGUCAACUAAUCAGGCUUUUUUAGAGAUGGCUUACACAGAAGCUGCCCAGGCCAUGGUCCAGUAUUACCAAGAAAAACCCGCUGUGAUCAACAGUGAGAAGUUGCUCAUUCGGAUGUCCAAGAGAUAUCAGGAAUUGCAGCUAAAGAAACCCGGGAAAACUGUGGCGGCCAUCAUCCAGGACAUCCAUUCCCAGAGGGAGAGGGACAUGUUCCGGGAAGCUGACAGAUACGGCCCAGAGAGGCCACGUUCUCGUAGCCCAGUGAGUCGGUCACUGUCUCCCAGGUCCCACACUCCAAGCUUCACCUCCUGCAGCUCUUCCCACAGUCCUCCAGGCCCCUCCAGGGCUGACUGGGGCAAUGGCCGGGAAUCUUGGGAGCACUCUCCCUACGCAAGGAGGGAUGACGAGCGAGAUCCUGCUCUCUGGAGGGAGAACGGGGAGGACAAGAGGGACAGAACAGACAUGUGGGCACAUGAUCGCAAACACUACCCCAGGCAGCUGGACAUAGCUGAGUUGGAAGAGAGACUUGAAGGAGGGCGGGGCCACCGAGAAAAGUACCUGAGGUCUGGGUCCCCCAGCCCGCUCCAUGCUGCGUCCACUCACAAAAGUCGAGAAGAUGGUUACUAUCGGAAAGAUCCCAAAGCCAAGUUGGAUAAGUACUUAAAGCAGCAGCAGGAUGCUCUGGGGAGGUCCAGGAGGAAAGAGGAAGCCAGACCACGGGAGAGCAGGCACCCCCACCUGGAGGACUCGGGCAAGGAAGAUGGGCAGGAGCCCAAGGCUGUUAGGGCCCCUGAGGAGGCCAAGUCCAAGCACAGUGAAAAAAAUAAAACCAAGAGACCUGAUAGAGACCAAGAAGAAGCUGAUUAUAAAAAAGAAAGCAAAAUGGCAGAGAAUGAGGCUGGAAAAGAGGAAGAGGAGGGCAUGGAAGACAGUGCCCAGUCAGUGAAAAGACAGGAGAAAGGGACAGAGUCUGCCGACCCAGAAAGCACAAGGACAAAGAAGGAGCAAGACUUGGAGAGUGAAAGUGAGGCUGAAGGGGAAAGCUGGUACCCCACAAACAUGGAAGAGCUGGUCACAGUGGACGAGGUGGGGGAAGAAGAGGAUUUCAUCAUGGAACCGGACAUCCCAGAGCUAGAAGAAAUUAUACCCAUUACCCAGAAAGACAAGCUCUGCCCUGAAAUAUGUCCCUGUGUGAUAGCCUCCUUAGACUUGGACUCGGACAAGGAUUUCACGAAGGAAGGAGACACCAUGGGGAACGGGGCUGCAGAACUGAGCCUCAAGCUGCCCAGACAACUGCCUCCUGCUUCCACGCGUUGUCCCAGUGACACGGCCGUGGAGAUGCCUGGCCUAAAUCUGGACGCUGAGCAGAAGCCAGCUGAAUGUGAGACAGGCCUCUCACUGGAGGACUCAGAUUGCUACGAGAAGGAGGCAAGAGGAGCAGAGAGCUCAGAUGUGCGGCUGGCCCCUGCAGCCCCGCAAAUGUCUUCCCCUCAGCCAGCAGAGGAGAGGGUCCGCGAGGCGAGCCCCUUUCUCCACGACUGCAAGGCCAGGGGGACCCCUGAAGAUGGGGCUUGUGAAAGCAGCUCCCUGGAAGAAAAAGCCAGCCCCCCCACUGAAAGCGACCUCCAAGGCCAGGCUUGCCAAGGCAUGUUGACCGAGGAAAACUCCAGGUAUAUGGAAAUGAAAUCUCUGGAUACGAGGUCACCAGAAUUCACUGAAGUGGAGCUGAAAGAACCCCUUUCUUUGCCUUCCUGGGAACCGGAGGAUGUGUUCAGUGAACUUAGCAUUCCUUUAGGCGUGGAGUUCGUGGUUCCCAGGACUGGGUUUUAUUGCAAGCUGUGUGGCCUGUUUUACACAAGUGAGGAGGCGGCGAAGGUGAGCCACUGCCGCAGUACUAUCCACUACAGGAAUUUACAGAAGUACCUAUCCCAGCUAGCAGAGGAGGGCCUGAAGGAGACGGAGGGGGCCGGCAGCCCGAGCCCUGAGGACGGCGGAAUUGUGCCACACUUUGAGAGGAAACGGCUCUGAUGCUACAGCUACUGGUGCUGUCUCGGGAAGUUGGGCAGAAAGGUCUGCUGAGGUGGGAGCCACCCAGCCUUGGGGACAGGAAUGACACCAGAGAGAAAGGAUUGUCAGCCAGGCAGGGCAUGGUGCUUGGCCUUGUUUCCAGAAACCUCGUUAAAAUGCCCCCAAAGUUUCUCCCAAGACCCAAGUCACCCUGGCCUGUCCAGUCAUCGAGGGCCACCAGCUCCUUACACACUCUAGUUUCUUUCCCACAAACUUUCAGUUUGCUCUUCUCCCUUCCUCUUGCCUUCUGUGCCAAGAGUCAUUUCCUUUUCAUAAAAUCCAAUGUCUCAGGGAUUGUCAGUGUUUUUAAAGUUUUGAUAGGAUAUGACAGCUCAGGUGAGCUGAACCAUGAGAGGAGAAGGCCGGGCAGAAGUCCUUGCACGUGGGGACCUCGUCACUGAAUCUCCAGCACUCUUGCAGCCCGGCCUCUGUGCGUCCCAUGGAUAGGGAGAGAAGAGUUGGGUCCUGUGGUUCUGAGACCACUCACCAAAGAGAACCAGCUGGCAAACAUGGGAGUAGCUUCAUUGAGUUUCCUCAGCUGGACUUCACUGGCUUGAAAAGCCCCUGUUUUUCUUUCUUUUGGAGGGGGAGAGGAAGGUGGUGUCUGGAAUUAAACCCAAGGCCUUGGGCAUUUUAAGUGGGCACUCUACAAUAGAGUUACAUCUCCAGCCAAAAGCUCCCUUUUUAAUAGAAUUUUCAUUGUCUCAAUUAUUCUAGGGCUCUACCAGGUUUAUACUUUAAAGUAAAAUCCAAUUAAUUUUAUAGAGAAAAUAAGAGCUCUUUAUUGUGGGAGCUCUGAUAGGCUCCAUCCAAACUCCCUUGCUCCCUCUUGAUUGCAGAAGGUGUCAGGAUUUGUCCUCCUCAGGACAAUGCAUUUGGUCUAGGUUCGCUUUAAUUAAAAACGACAACAGCUGUAUGUUCUUCCUCCAGCUAAAGUGCAGUUGGUGUGGGCCAAGGGUACAAGCUGGCUUCUGCAAUUUGAGGCAUUGGUUUGACUCAGAAUAAAGGAACGGCCAUCUGACCUUGACUCACCCUGGGUGCCUCUGCUCUGGGGUCCAACUGACCUCACCUCGGGGCGGUUUCUAAAUGAUUCCUCAGCGCCAGAGAAAAUAAGAGAGGACCAAAGAACAGCAUUGGUGUGCCGGGUGUCUGUAGGUAGGUGGGCCCAUUCUGACAACACAGGGGUUGGAAGGGCUCAAAGGGGUUGACCACAGGUACAAGCCUCGAAGUGAAGAUGUUGGGAAGAAAAGAUAGAGUCAGCCACCCACCUUACACAGGUCAUAUGGUGUUGGUGGAAGCUUUGGGGACAAAGAUGCUGGGAAUGAGGUUCUACCGGAGCCGUGGAGGGCAGGGAGAGCCUGGUGCAGUUUCCAUGGGCUGAGAUGUUCCACUGUAGGCUCACUACAUGGCUAAGCCUGAGAGAAUGAAAGAGAAGCAGAUGGCUUCUGAUGUGGGUUCUGUUCCUGGGUGC